Messenger RNA from Hymenoscyphus albidus, 1413 nucleotides. NCBI's taxonomy places the organism in Eukaryota, Fungi, Ascomycota, Leotiomycetes, Helotiales, Helotiaceae. The record is from the annotation of a GenBank genome assembly.
CUUGGAUUACUGCAAUGCUCCUCAACUACAUGCUCAUCUAAGGAAACAUAUCCCAAGGAACUUGUGUUUCAAAAAGACUAGCAAAAUGGCAGACCCAUCAGCAUAUACCUAUCCUUCUCCUCUGAAGGGUUACGAAAAUCUCCCACCACUACCGAUGGAGCGAGGAGUUGAUUUGAAAUCAUUUGCAAACCCCAGAACCGGAGUCUUGAGCUCGAGUUAUGAUAGAUUUGUCGAACCUUUAGACAAUGGCAUCAGAGGAGCUUUGUAGGUUUCUGACUUCCUUUUGAUCCCGACGUGUUGGGGAGUUGCCAGUUUUGCUUUUCUCUAAACAAUCCAGGUAGCCUUACAAAGUACAAAGUCAGCUGACAAAUGUGCCAAAACAGCGAUGUCCACAUUUACUAUUUCCAAGCAAACCAAGAGCAAACCAAGUUUGCCAAGGAGUUGUGGGAAAGAGUUAGGCGAGAAUGUGAGUUGUAACCGGUGUAUAAUACAACCUCUUCUUGCUAAUUUAGGAAAGUUCCUGAGUUGAGGAUUUAUACGUUUUGGGACAGACCAAUUGGUCCUCAGUGAGUUUUGACUUUUUCUUCUCAUUAGAUCUGAGCAUGUAUUCCAUCUUUUUACUUGGAUCUAGUUGGAUUCAUAGUGGGUCCAAUGGUCUCGCUUUCUCUUUUCUUCAUACACUUUUUCAAUAUCCCAAAUCAACACAAAUCACAGAUACGAACAAAAUAUCCUCAAAAGUUUCGUUCCCAAUCAAGGCACUUAUUCAGGAGCAUGAGACCAUACACUAAUGUCCACAAGUCCAGUAGCAAUGUUUGAAGUAAACAUCUUCACACCUGCACAAUUUGGAGCGUUCAUCCCGUGGCUCGCCAUCAAUCGUGGACCUCUAAGUGCUCUCGUGCAUCCCAAUACCAUAAACCCCGAGACUGGGAAGCAUGAGGAGGAAGAGAGAGAUCACACGCAGCGAGCAAUCUGGAUGGGGGAAAAGCUUCCUUUAGACCUUAGUGUUUUUAAGAAGAGGAAGAGCUAAGAGUGCUUGGUGUUUGGGAAAGUGUUGGGAAGUGGCAUAUUGGUGAAUUUAGGGGUGACCUAAGUGGGAGGAUUAGGUCUGUCGCUGUCAAGAUUCAGUAGGACCUCUUCUUUAGUACUCUUUGCACUAAUUUGGUGUAGCAGUUCCUUUUGAGUGCCUGUUCGUGUCAAAUCUGGUAAGACUAUGCUUUACAGAGUGAGAUUGUAUGAGGCGGGUUAUUUUUCGUCCCUAUAUUUUAUUCCUAUAUGCUCUGAAUCCUGCUAUAUAUAAUUCUUUUUUGGCUACUCGUAUUCUGUCUCUGAAAAUUAUUUUCUGCGAUGGCAUUGAGUACUACGCUGACUGAGGUUAGUCCACGAGUUCUGCUUCGUUGGGAAACUUAGUAUCAC